This is a messenger RNA of Wasmannia auropunctata (little fire ant), 914 nucleotides long. RefSeq names its product rho guanine nucleotide exchange factor 12-like. The transcript is spliced from 3 exons. Gene Ontology annotation, molecular function: guanyl-nucleotide exchange factor activity; G protein-coupled receptor binding. Lineage: Eukaryota; Metazoa; Arthropoda; Insecta; Hymenoptera; Formicidae. Gene Ontology annotation, cellular component: cytoplasm. Gene Ontology annotation, biological process: G protein-coupled receptor signaling pathway. The coding region runs from base 651 to 914 and encodes 87 amino acids. The record is from RefSeq and is a predicted model, not a curated record.
CUGUACGUUGCUUGUACCAAUAUGGCUGCCAUUUGUUAGUAGCGUAUUUUUCUUCGGUUUGAUACGUAUUUUAUAAAAAAAACUACGCUCGGUGCCUUUACGUAGCGGCAUUUAUGUGCCGCGUGUUUUUGCGAUUUGUGCCUGACGAGUCUGCAGCUAUCCUGAAACGCUCCGCGCUUGAACGUCCCGCGAUCGGGAUGCUGUGCGCGAGAAGCGGAGUAGUCGCUCGUCACCAGCCAUGUUCAUUAAGUGUCUUUUUGUUGUGACAAUCUCGUGAUAUAAUAUUCUCAUGCAACGUGGUGCCUCAUCGAAGCGAUCUCGUACGCGCAUCAACAUACCUUGAUUUUUUUACAAAAGAUCUUUUUCGUUUUCUCUCGUCUCGCCUUCUCUCGUCUUAUCCCACUCUGUUCCGUUCCGUUUUAUUCCAUUCCAUUCUGUUCUGCUCUGCUCCGUCUCGGCUCUCAUCUCGUCUUGUUUCAUCUCAUUCCGUCUCGACUCGUCUCGUCUCGUCUCGUCUGGUUUCGUCUCGUCCCAUAGAAGCUUUCCAUUUGCCAUUGCUUGCGGCUAUCAAGUAAAGAUUAAAUGAAAGAGGGAGAAUUACGACAGAUCGGUAGCAACAGAGGUGAGGCAGGGUGGAGCUCGACGGAGGGAUGAAUGGAACGGCAGCGCUACGACGCAGCGUCGGGGCUGGUGCAGGCGCCAUCAGUGGUGGAGCCAUCGAACCAGCACCCAUCGCCACUCUAGUCGUAUACAAGGACGAUGCUGGAUUUGGAAUGAAAGUUUCUGGUGACAAUCCAGUCUACGUUCAGUCUGUAAAAGAAGGCGGUGCUGCAGCAAGAGCUGGUCUUCAUGCAGGCGAUAAAAUAAUCAAGGUGAAUAAUGAUAAUAAAGUGCAUUGGAAGAAAGUUACAUGA